Adineta steineri is the source of this 825-nucleotide messenger RNA. Lineage: Eukaryota; Metazoa; Rotifera; Eurotatoria; Adinetida; Adinetidae. The record is from the annotation of a GenBank genome assembly.
AUGGCUUCUGAAACAAAUGAAGGAAAAUUACAAGCUUGUUGUCUUGUUGAAUAUCGUCCACUACCUGGAACACCAAGUGGAGAAUUAGUCAAAAUCGGUGGGGUUGAUACUUAUCAUAUUUCAGGAAAAGAUCAAACAUCAAAAGGAAAAGUAAUUGUUUUGUUCACCGAUGUAUUCGGUUUGACAAAGAAUCCACGUAUAACUGCUGAUGAAAUAGCAGAAAAAAGUGGUUUUGAUGUGUAUGUUCCCGAUUUAUUCAAUGGUGAACCGCUUCCUUCUUCACUUUUAUCAUUAAUGCCUGACGAAGCAGGAAAAAAAUUAUCUUUUGGUAAUAAGUUAGCUAUGGGUGGAAAAAUGUUAACAACUGCAGGACCAUGGUUGAUUCGUCAUCGUCAAGCUGUUACUCUUCCUAUAGUUGAAACAUUUUUAAAAACUCUUCGAUCGGAGAAAGGAGCAACUAGAAUACAAGCUGUUGGCUACUGUUUCGGUGGUUUGUAUGCAGUUCUUGCUGGUAGUGAGCAAUACCAUCUUGCUGACGCAGUUGUUGGUUGUCAUGCUUCAUUAGCUACGAAAGCUAACUAUGAACAAGUCAAUGUACCUAUAGCCAUGGCUUGCGCACAAGAAGAUGAACAUUUUUCAGAUGCUUUUCGAUCAGAAGUAGAACAGAUUUUUGCACGUAAACCACAGAUACCGUCCAAGUUUAUAGUAACUGAAGGAACUGCCCAUGGUUUCGCUUCUCGACCUAAUCCAGACAAUCCUGUCGUAAUGAAAGCAUAUACACAGGCUAAUGAUUUAAUUGCUGAAUGGGCCAAAACCCAUCUUUGA